Messenger RNA from Effrenium voratum, 876 nucleotides. NCBI's taxonomy places the organism in Eukaryota, Dinophyceae, Suessiales, Symbiodiniaceae. The record is from the annotation of a GenBank genome assembly.
GGCUCAAGCUUGGUACAAUGCAAGAUGAGACCCCUCGAUAGUAGCUCAUGCCGCCCAAACAUGGCAGCAAAGAAAGUGAGCCGAUCAAGAAGUGGGUCCCGGUCUCGCGACCUCCGCCUGAGAAGGAGGUGGAGACCCAGGACAUCAAGAAGGAAGCGCCAAAGGUGCGGGAGACAGGAAAGAAUAGAAGGAGAAAGCCUGCCUCAGUACAGCCGGAGCCAGAGAUCCCGGAGAUCCCGGAGCCGAAGCGGAGAAGUCGGAAGCCGAAGCCCAAGGCGAAGCCGCUCGAGCCCAAGCCCGAGCCAGAGCUCGAGCCCAAGCCCGAGCCCGCCUCGCCGGAGCCAAAGACUCAGCCAAAGGCGAAACCCGCGGCCAAAAAGAAGCGGCGAGGAUCGGCUAAAGCUGACGCGCCUGUGGCAGAGGAGCCCAAAGUGCCAGAAGCAGUGCCGCCCGUGGUGAAGGAGGAGGACACCGAGUCCUCCCGCUCCGAGCGCAUCCACGGGUCCGAUCGCCCGAGGACCCAAUCACCCAAUCCCCGAUCGGAUCCUUCGGAGCGGCAAGAACAGCCGAAAGGCACAGACGGGCCCGCGCGCGGCCUCUCCGAGGUUGAGAGCUGCGAUGACCUGGACUUGCAGGUGGAGGAGAUCGCCGAGCGACUGCUGCGGAACCUCUACUCCGAGAAGCUGGGCAUCCAGGAGUUGAUUUCCCUGAUGCGCCACUUCCAGUGGUCCAAGGACAAGAACCAGUGCCGCAUCCACCAGCUGCUGAUCUCCAUCCUGCUGGACGACUUCCAGUCCUUCCCCGCGUGGCCGGAGAAGGAGCUGAUGCUGACUGGCGAAUUCCUGGGCCAGCUCAUCCGCUCGCGGCCCAGAUCUC